Messenger RNA from Dermochelys coriacea (leatherback sea turtle), 2476 nucleotides. RefSeq names its product ankyrin repeat domain 66 (gene ANKRD66). Gene Ontology annotation, molecular function: protein binding. The transcript has 3 exons. Lineage: Eukaryota; Metazoa; Chordata; Testudines; Dermochelyidae. The record is from RefSeq and is a predicted model, not a curated record. The coding region runs from base 557 to 1105 and encodes 182 amino acids.
UCAAGAUCUGCCCAGAAUAACAUGGGAAAUAUCUGAUCUUUUAAAAAAAAAUCUAUAUAAUAAGCCUGCAGCUUUAACAAGGGAGGAGCCAGUUUCCAUGGCAAAUAAGUAACAACAGACUUGGAGGUCAACGUGUGUUGUGAGCUGGCAGAUCUUCAGCGACAUCUUUGAGACUUGCACUAUGGUUUUAUCUUUGGUUUUCUUUACUUACUGAGUCGCACUUUGUAACAGAUUUCCCUGAACUCGGAGACUAAAUACCUAGCAAACAUCACCAGCAGACUGUAAUCAGUGACUGGUUUAGGUUCAAUUAACUGUGGAUGUUAAUUUUCUUUCUUUCUUUCUUUUUGUCUCUCUGCCUUUCUUGUUUUGGCCUUCGAUAAAAUCUUGAUACAGAUGGUUAAUGUCUGAAUUUUUAAUGUGGACACUGCCUAAUCCAUUCAAAUUGUCUCUUGAAUGGAGGCUUUUCUGAGCCACAGUUACUGAAAACUGCUAUAUAAAGCAUGUGCAUGAAGUUGUUUUGUUGUUCUUUGUACCGGGGUUGUCAGAACUGUGCAACAUGACAGAGCUUCAUGAAGCUGUAGCUCUGGGUGAUUAUGAUUUAGUGAAUGAGCUUCUGAAAAAAGGGCUUUGUGAUGUGAAUUACAAAGAUACGGAUUGGAAUGACAGGACACCACUGCACUGGGCUGCUGCUAAAGGACAAUCGGAGAUGGUAAAGCUACUUGUGCAGCAUGGCGCUCGCCUUUGCUUGAGAACUGACGUGGGUUGGACUCCAGCUCAUUUUGCUGCUGAGUCAGGAAGACUGGGCAUUCUAAGGACUCUUCAUUUUUUGCAUGCUGCCAUUGAUACAGCAGAUCUCUAUGGGGACACUCCGAAAAGGAUUGCAGAAAUCUACGGACACAAAGACUGCGUGAAGUUCUUAGAAAUAGCUGAGGUGGAAUGCAGGGAGUACCGUUUGGUGGCAGUAUUGAAAGGGAUUCAACUGGACCAGACAGAUGAAGACUGGGAACUCAACAAAGAAGAGCUUGAGAAAAAUACACCCUGUGUUCAAGCAAAAUCUACACUCUCUACUCAAAAGAAAAACAGAGGAAAGAAUGUGAAACAGUAGAGUCUUCAGAUUCCUUUGAACUAGGGAAAGACAUAGAGAGCUAGUCAAAGACACUAAAAGACCCCAGAUACAUCUGGAGUAUGAAACAUACACUAAGUGCUUGUCUACAUGGUGCUUUAGUCCAUGUCAGAGGUGUAAAUUUUAGUCUGCACUAGCAUGGUGUGUGCUAACUGGCUUGUGUGCACCCUGCUGGAGUGCACCGAAAUUCUCUAGUGUGCAUUACUGUAGCCCUGUUUUAGACAGGCCUAUGUUAAUGUGGGAACUUUUAGUAUGCACCACUAGGGUCCAUGUAGGUCAGUUAGUGCAUGACACAUUAGUGGGGACUAAAUUUGACACCCCUCUGGUGUGAAUUAAAGAACUGUGUAGAGAAAACCUAAGAGAAAAAGCAUAUGGUCUGUGUGGUGGGUUGUACAUAUGGCUAUUAAUGGGAAAUGGCUAGAAGUAGUGGAUCUAGCUAUUGUGACAAAGUCAGUCCUGACAGACAGAGUGGUAGAGGGCAGACAUAUCAAUCCUUGAAUGGUGAAGGCCCUGUUCCCUAUGAGCUGAAAAAAGGUUACCUCAGGUUAAGGCCAGUUAAGGGCUGUCAGUGACCUUACAAGCCCUCCUUCUGGCGAGAGUGAGGAGGGGAGAGAGAUGAGAGACAGACUGCAACAGGGUAGUGGCACCACCAGAAAGGAAAGACUUGGUGGAAGGCUGUCUCUCCUCCCAAUAGGGAAAGAAACCGAGUUAACAGCUGCUUGGGGGAAGGACUGGAAAGGAGGAACCAGCAUAGUUGGGUAACACCCAGGAGAGGGGGCAAGGACAAGUAUUUCUGUUUUGAGUUUGGGGAUUUUUUUUGUUUUUUGCUUAAGAGAACUUCUUGGGCCUACCCUGAGGCCUACCAUGUAAAUAAGGAAAAAUAAAAUCAGAGUGAAGAGAAAAACCCUCCGGAGUCAGAUUGAUUUACUCCCGGCCCUGCCACCUCUGGAGGGAGAAGUGCUGAGGCCGAUGAGGUAAAGGAGGUACCCGGCAAUACUGUCUAUCUAGGCAAGAGGUUCCAAAAUUUGGAGAUUUCAUGCAAUUAUUUUAAUACUCAAAUUCAAUGAAUAUGCAUGAUCAUGUUCACAUAAAUGACAGGAAUGUGCCUCUCCUCUGCCUGGGGGAAACAGCAGAAAAGAACCAGAUAGAGACUCCAAAUGAUAGAAGCAGAAGCAGCCUUGGCAGGAGGGACAGCUGUGGCCAUGCCUUCCCUACGUGUGCCCCUAAACCCGGAACUGUGCAGGGAAGACCCCCAACCUUGGGGCUUGGGGACCCACAUGGUGCCUGAUUCUGAGUAGGAGGAUAAUUCUCCAUUCUGCCCUGGAGUUAGUUGUGAGCGGUUACCACUGUGGG